AUGGGGAUUCGGUUGCCUGAGAUGAUGCUUCAUGCAAAGCAUAUUAUCCGACAACGGUCACAUUCUAAGCGCCAAUGCUCUUACCAAACAUCGAGUGCAGUGAAUGUCCCGAAAGGCCAUUUCGCUGUUUAUGUUGGAGAUGAAGAAAAGAACAAGCGAUUUGUGGUUCCAAUAUCCUACUUGAAGCAUCCUUUGUUCCAAGCCCUGUUGAGUCAGGCUGAAGAAGAGUUUGGUUUUGAUUGUCCGAUGGGUGGUCUCAUGGUUCCUUGCGCUGAAGAUGAAUUCAUCAAUCUGACUUCUCGAAUAAAUCAAUAUGCCUAA
Messenger RNA from Theobroma umbraticum, 321 nucleotides. RefSeq names its product auxin-responsive protein SAUR21-like. Lineage: Eukaryota; Viridiplantae; Streptophyta; Magnoliopsida; Malvales; Malvaceae. The record is from RefSeq and is a predicted model, not a curated record. Gene Ontology annotation, biological process: response to auxin.